AUGGAAGACCCUGAAUACCUCGACUUGGAUGAAAUAGAUUUUAGUGAUGAUAUAUCGUAUUUUGUAACUUCUCUCAAGACCAUCCCAGAAUUAUGUAGAUGGUAUGAUUCACAAAAUGAAGACAGAUCAGUCUCCAGCACCAGCUGUUACUGUGGAGUCUCAACUCUUAUUGGAAAUGCACAGAAACCAACAGGCAUUACAGAUACGUGCAAUAAAUUCAGACCAGUGAAGAGGGUUUCCCCAUUAAAGCACCAGCCAGAGAGCUCUGAGAACAACGAAAGUAAUGACCAAAAGAACCAGAAGGGAGAAUACCAGAAAGGCAGUUAUUCUCAGUCUGCACCUCCAAGUAAUGAACAGAACCAGGGAGAGAGCCUUAAAAGUAAAAACAUCGAGCCUGCUCUUCUGCUUGGGGAGCUUGAGCACUAUGACCUGGAUAUGGAUGAAAUUUUGAAUGUGCCUUACAUUAAGUCAAGCCAGCAACUUGAUCCUUUUACAAAGGUGGAUCCUGAGAAAAAAAUUUUGGGUAUAUGUUCAACAGUGAAUGGUGUCAGUGGUGAGAGCUCCUCUGCAGGGAACAGGGAGAAUUUGCCUGCCAGCGUGACUGAGUUCUGCAUUCUGUCCCCUGUGAAAGGCUCUCAGCUGAGAAAAACACAGCCCGUUGUCCUUGAGCAACACAAGUAUUUAACAGAAGAAUCGGAGCUUUCCCAGCCUUUAGUUAAGUGUAGCUCUGUCCAUGAAUCUGGAACCCAGGCCAAGGGCUUCUUCGGCAGGACAUUUGUUGAUCCUCAGGCUCAUAAAACUGAGCAGAGUAUGCCAAACUGCCACCUGAGGACUUUUCAUCUGCAGACUGCAGUGGUAGAAAGUAAGCAGCUUGAGGAACUGCAUAUGAACUAGAGCAUCACAGGCAGACCAGAAGAGAGGAAUGAAGAUGUGAAAAAAAGUAAGAGCAUCUUAUGCAUUGUAAAGGAAGGCCAAAUAUCAUUACUGCCACAUUUAGCAGCAGAUAAUCUGGAUAAGAUUCAUGAUGAAUAUGACAACAAUCUGCUGCACGUAGCAGCAUUGCAGGGACAUGCAGAAUGCCUGCAGUAUCUCGCUUCCCUGAUGGGAGAAGACUGUUUGAAUGAACGAAACAUUGAACAAUUAACUCCAGCUGGAUUAGCAAUAAAGAAAAUCCUUCUGUGGCUUCUUCAGUUUAUGCAAGAACAAGGUAUUUCAUUGGAUGAAGUUGACCAUAAUGGUAAUACUGCUGUUCACGUAGCUGCUCAGCAUGGCUAUCUAGGAUGCAUACAGACAUUGGUUGACUAUGGAGCAAACGUCACUAUGCAAAACCAUGCGAGAGAGAAACCCUCACAAAGUGCUGAGCAACACGGGCACACCCUGUGUUCCUGCUACUUAGUGGUUGUAGAAACUUGCAUGUCAUUGGCCUCUCAGGUUGCGAAGCUAACAAAGCAAGUGGAGCAGACAGUGGAACGCAUGACAUUACAGAAUCAACUGUGGCAGCUUUUAGAAGCCCAGCGGUCAGAGGGCAAAUCACUAUCCAUGAUUCCAAGUCCCAGUCCCAGUCCCAGUCUCCUGAAAGAGGAGGAAAGGGACCCUUCCAAUAAAGGCACAGGACUGGACCUGAAGUCUCCUGAUUCUACCGUAGACUUCCAGUAUGAUGUAU
Messenger RNA from Tinamus guttatus (white-throated tinamou), 1663 nucleotides. The record is from RefSeq and is a predicted model, not a curated record. NCBI's taxonomy places the organism in Eukaryota, Metazoa, Chordata, Aves, Tinamiformes, Tinamidae.